AUGCAUACUCCCCUUAGAAUUAAGUUUGCUAAAAUUGGCCCAAGUUCUCCUAUUUCAAACAAUAUUUCCAAUAGCAUCAUAACAUUACCAUUAUCACAACCUUCUGUUGUAGUUACGUCCUUCCCAACAACUCCCGAAAUGCCCACAAAAAGAGGGCCGGGAAAACCUACACCAAAUACGCUCUCAAUCAUUUCAAAUAAUAGUGAUACUCCAGUAAGUGGUUCUUCUUCCAAUACCUCUGUGAAAAGGGGCCCAGGGCGACCUCGUAAAAAUCCAUUGCCUUCAAUUCCUCACUCUUCUAAUUCUCCAAAUAACGACGCACCUGGUCGGCAGAGCGAUAAGAAAAGGAAGGUUAGUGGGAACGGUAAAAACGGGCUAUCGCACAUUGAAUCAAAAAAUAAGGGUAUUAAAAAUUCCAACGAUAAAGACUUUACUUCCCCCCGAAAGAGACCAAAAACUAUAUCUAACGAUAAAGACUCAUUACAAGUUCCUUCCACCAAAGUUACCGGGACGAUCAAGACACCUUUAGACGAGCUUCGUGAGGCGAAAAUAAAGGAGAAAGAAGCACAACUCGCCCAAGUAGUGGACGAACAUGAUUCCUUGGUCCGAGAAUUAUAUUAUAUGGAAUCAUUCAAUAUGCUAUUAUGUAAUCUCGAUCCGCAGAAAAUAAAACAGGACAAUUCCGAGCGUAUGGUUAAGCAUCGCGAAUCAAUUGUGAACUUGUUGCAAAAAUCUGUUAACAAUCAGAUUGAUUCAGCAUCCUUGGAACCAAGCAGCAAUAGCCGCAGCACCCGCAAGUCCUCACGGGUAGAUUCGUCCAAAAAUCGUGGUGCGACUUUGACUAAUGGGAUGUCAUCGUAUUCGCUUCGUCGACGUCAUUCGCAAUUCCCUAGCUUUGAAGAUUACUAUGCAUCCUUUGUAACUUUGGAUGACGAAGAUAUGACGCCUGCUGAAGAAGAAUUAAGGGCGCAAAAAGAAGCAGAAAUUCAAUAUCGAAUAAUGGUAUUGAAAAGUGAAGGGAGACUCAACAGAGUUGAUAAACCUGUACCUGAACCUCAGCGUCCAAAGGUUCAUAGGGAUUAUCUACUUGAGGCGGUCACGCACCAUGCAAAAUAUUUCAAUAAGGUGACUGAAACAAAGUUCCGCACCACGCGCCAGAUAAGCAAGGCGGUGUUACAACAUUUCAAUAAAUUAGCAAAUCAAGGACCAAGGGAAAAGAAAUUGGAAGAAAAACGAAUCAGGAAGUUGGCCAAAACAACAUCAAAUCUUGUCAAACAAAAGUGGAAAACAGUUGAAUCGAUUAUUUUAGCAAAGCAUAAGGAAUUACUUCGUGAGCAACAAGAGCGUGAAGGAAAACGACAUCUUAAUCUUCUUUUAGAACAUUCAACGCACAUGUUAGAGGUUCAACAUAACGAGUUAGUUGGUACACAAUCGACGCGUGAUCGUAUGGGUGACGACGAUGAAGAUUACGAUGAGACAGAGAAUCUUGAUAUAGAGGAUUCAGAGUCUGAUCUAAAUAUAACCGAAUAUUAUAGUCAAAUGUCGGCCUCAUCUACUGAGGUAGACGAUAUUGAUCAAUUUAACGAAGGUGAUGAGUCAUCGCUAGAUGCACAAGAUUUAGAAGAAGAUCCCGAAGAAGAAACUUUGAGAUCAUUAAUAGAAGAACCAGAAAACUCUGUUAAGGAAAAGCCUAAUAACACAAUAUCUGGUGUUUAUUCUGAAUGUGAAAAUCGAGAAAGCGAAGAACAAAUUAGUCCCACAUCUAAGGAAUCUGAAAUUUCUAAUACCUUAUCAGAACCUCCUACGGGAACCACACUAUCUACUGCCAAUGUAAGAACGCAAAUUCCACCAUUAUUACGAGGACAACUACGUGAAUAUCAACACGUUGGUCUUGAUUGGCUUGCCAGUCUGUAUAAUAACGGUUUGAAUGGUAUUCUUGCUGAUGAAAUGGGUCUCGGUAAAACUAUUCAGACAAUUGCAUUAUUAGCUCAUUUGGCUUAUGAAAAAGGAGAUUGGGAGUUUCAAGAAUGGUUUUCACGCCCUGUCGAUAAGAUUAUCGAAAAUAAUGAACAAUUUGAUGAUGAAACUCUCGCCGCAGUUCAGAAAUUGCAUACAGUUUUACGACCGUAUCUACUACGUCGUUUGAAGGUUGAUGUAGAAAAGCAACUCCCUGCAAAACAUCAUCACAUAAUUAAAUGCAGACUUUCUAAACGGCAGCGUUUUUUGUAUGAUGACUUUAUGUCCCGUGCGAAAACCAAAGAAACUCUUCAAUCAGGCAAUUUCCUAAGUAUCAUAAACUGCUUAAUGCAAUUACGCAAAGUCUGUAAUCAUCCAGAUUUAUUUGAAGUGAGGCCUAUUCGUACGUCGUUUGCCAUGUCCAAAUCAGCAAUUGCAGAUUAUGAAGUCAAAGAAUUUUUGAUCCGACGGAGAUUGUUGCAAGAUCAUGACGUGUUUAAAAAAUUAAAUCUGGGGUUUAUGAACCUUAUUCCAAGUCAUUUCGAAGAUAGUUUUGAUCGAUUAAUUGCAAAUGAAUGGGAAAAAUUGAAUCCUGAGAAAAAAUUCUUAGAUAAAGUUAUAGAAAAUAGAAAUUUAACUUUUCAAAAGCCCAUGACUUACUGUAGCCUUGUUGAGUUUGGUCAUGCGACGGAACAUCGUGCUCGUCUUAAAACUAGGCAGCGGUGGGAUCACUUGCGAUAUAUUAACGAUUUUCGGCUCAGACGUCGUCCUAUAUACGGAACAGGCCUUAUAAAAUUAUGUCGACGACUAGGAUCAACUAAAUGUGAUAUGCUAUUAGCUGAUACUAAAAAUUCUCGGACUUAUAUGAAUCGUAUUGAAUCAAUUACGGAUCUUAUUGUGUCCAAUGAACGUAGAUAUAACAUGAUGGAAGAAGUGAUUAAGCAGUACGCGUUUGUAACACCUGCUGUGGUUGCGAGAGAUAUGGCUUCGUUAGCAUUAGCGGAAUUACCAGAUGAAUUACGUUUGAUGAUUCAUAACCAGGUGCAAGACAUAUAUCAUCCAAUACGUGUCAAACUUCAGAUUGCCUUUCCCGACAAACGACUACUGCAAUAUGAUUGUGGAAAGCUGCAAGAAUUAGAUAGGCUACUUCGAGAUCUUAAAGAAAAAGGUCAUCGCGCGCUUAUAUUUACUCAAAUGACUCGUGUUCUUGAUAUUUUGGAAAUAUUCUUAAAUAUCCAUGGACAUCGUUAUCUUCGACUUGAUGGUGCCACAAAAAUCGAACAACGACAAAUAUUGACAGAACGCUUUAAUCAUGAUCCAAAGAUAUUGGUCUUUAUACUUUCAACGAGAUCUGGCGGCUUAGCCAAUCAAAAACGACUAUUAGAUAAAAUGGUAAUUACAGAUGGUGAAUUUACAACUGACUAUUUCCAAAAGUUGGAUUGGCGUGAACUUGUUAGCGAUAUAGCACCACAUCGUAUUAGAGAGGUGAAUGAUGAACCAAGCUCUGAAGUUGAAGAUGAUACUGAUGUUACUGCGGCUCAGGUAGCUAGGAAUGAAAUGGAUCUUGAUCUUACGGAUUUUGCAGAAGUCGCCGAAACUCCAGCAGAAAGUUCUAAUACUGCAGCUGCGGGACGGGCAAGUUCGAUCUCAACUGCUCCAUCACCAAACGAGAUAGAUGAAGCGAACGAUGACAAACCAGAUCAUGUGGAUUAUUACAUGCUUCGAUUCAUGGAACGUGAAUUGGAACUUUAUGUUGG
Molecule: messenger RNA, 3713 nt
Organism: Racocetra fulgida
Lineage: Eukaryota; Fungi; Glomeromycota; Glomeromycetes; Diversisporales; Gigasporaceae
Source: the annotation of a GenBank genome assembly